AUAAAUAUGUGUCUUCUAGCUAUUUUUUUUUUAUUGUCGGUUAUAGCUUAUUGUACUGUUGUGCUACAUAGGAAUUCUAUAGAAAUGGCCGAACAAACCGACCGACCGCGCAAGUCGCUCAUUCUCAAUGCCUUUGUUGAGAUGUGUAUGUCUCCUCUUUAAACAGUCUCAAAAAAAUGAAAAUUGCCCUUGCUGAACCAUCAACAGGCAGCGGCCACCAAUCGCCCGGCCUCUGGACACACCCAGAAGACGAAUCCUACCGCUUCAACGACAUCGACCACUGGAUCGAGCUCGCGCAGCUUCUCGAGUCCGCGAAAUUCCACGGCAUCUUCAUCGCCGACGUGCUGGGCGGAUACGAUGUAUACAAGGGGCCCAGGAACCUCGAGCCGGCGAUUGUGUCUGGGGCACAGUGGCCUGUGAACGAACCCCUGGCUGUCGUGCCUGCGAUGGCGGCUGCGACGAAGAAUAUUGGAUUCGGAGUCACAGUGACGACGACCUACGAGCAGCCGUAUCAUCUGGCGCGUAGGCUGUCGACUGUUGACCAUUUGACCAAGGGGCGGAUAGGAUGGAAUAUCGUCACUGGGUAUCUCGACUCUGCGGCGCGCAAUCUGAUCGGAAAGGACCAGCCUCAGCACGACGACCGCUACGCCGUCGCAGAAGAGUACAUCAAAGUCGCCUACAAGCUCUGGGAGUCAUCGUGGCGCGACGAUGCCGUGGUCCUGGACCGCCAGCGCCGCGUCUACACGGAGCCCUCGCGCGUGCGCGAAAUCAACCACGAGGGGAAGUACUUCAACGUGCCUGGUCCUCAUCUAACGCAGCCGAGUCCGCAGCGCACGCCGGUGAUUCUGCAGGCGGGGACAUCCAAGGCAGGCAAGACGUUUGCGGCGCAGCACGCCGAGGCGAUCUUUGUUGCUGGGCAUAGUCCGUCGGUUGUGGCGAAGAAUAUUGCGGAGAUUCGCGAGCUGGCGAAGACGGAGUACGGCCGGGAUCCGCAGAAGAUUAAGUUCCUGGCUUUGCUUUGUCCUAUUAUUGGCAAGACGGAGGAGGAGGCUCAGGAGAAGUUCAAGUAUUAUCGCAGUCUGGGCUCGAUUGAUGGCGCGCUGGCCCUGUUUGGUGGCUGGACGGGCAUUAACCUGGAUGUUUAUGGCGAGGAUGAGGAGCUGCGGAAUGUUCCUAGCAAUGCUAUUCGGUAUGUUCAUUCCUCACUCAAGUGCCAGGCGAUAUCACUGACAGGUGCAGGUCCGCCGUCGAGGGCUGGUCCAAGGCGACGCCCGAAGUCCCCAGAUGGACCAAGAAGACCGUCGGCGAGCACAUCACAGUCGGCGGACUGGGCGCAACGCCGGUCGGAACCCCAGAGCAGAUCGCAGACGAGAUGGAGCGCUGGGUGCGCGAGGCCGAUGUCGACGGCUUCAACUUGGUGAGUUGCGUUUGCCGUUAUUUGUGCGCAUUGCUAAUUAUCCAGGCGUAUGCCGUCAAACCCGGCUCGUUCAAGGACAUCAUCGACCUGCUGCUGCCCGUGCUCCGAAGCAGGGGACUGUUCCAUGACGACUAUGCUGCUCCCCGUGGGACGUACCGUGAGAACCUGUACAGUCAACCCGGGCAGAGCGGGCCUCCCCCGGACCACCCAGCUGCGAAGUACCGGUGGCGCGCUGGUGUUGACAAUCACGAAAUCCCAGAGUAAAGGAGGCUGGAUGAGCAAGGAAAGGAUGUUGAGGCGCAGUACAUGUCAGUUAUGAAAUAGCCAAUUAAAACACCACAGAUCCUGCAGGGUCUGCCAGUGAUAAUAAUAUAACAUUGAGAACGAGCUUAUGCAUGCAUCAAUACGGCGGCAGGCUGUGCAGGCCUGCAGGCAACCGGAUUGCAGAAGAUACUCGCAUGGU
Messenger RNA from Aspergillus versicolor CBS 583.65, 1880 nucleotides. RefSeq lists its product as uncharacterized. Gene Ontology annotation, molecular function: monooxygenase activity; oxidoreductase activity, acting on paired donors, with incorporation or reduction of molecular oxygen. The record is from RefSeq and is a predicted model, not a curated record. The transcript is spliced from 3 exons. NCBI's taxonomy places the organism in Eukaryota, Fungi, Ascomycota, Eurotiomycetes, Eurotiales, Aspergillaceae. The coding region runs from base 177 to 1421 and encodes 414 amino acids.